UAUUCACUAAUUAACUCUAAAUCCAAAACUCCAAUUAAGGCAAGACCAUUGAUUGGCUUAACAAAAAAAAAGGGGCGCAUGCCUGAUGGCUUUAAGGCGUUGGGAGCAAGUGGGAGGAAAAGGCCCGCCCCGCGCUUCCCAUCCUCGUGUGCCCGAGAGAACAGAGUGCUCGUUGUGGGGAGAGGGAGAGGGAGAGAGAGAGGGAGAGAGAGUAAGAAGGCCAUCUUUGGACUGGUUCGUUCGUUUCGAGCGCAUCUCUCUCUGCCCAUCACUUCGCUCGCUGUGGGCUUCGCUCCCUUGGUGACACCGAAUUCGGACGGGUGGCGAGAGAAACCAAGAGCCCAAGACGCUCUCUUUUGGCCUUGCCUUCCCCUCUGUUCCCUUUUUUCUUCCAUCUCCGUCUUCGAGGAAUCCACCUCUCUCCUCCUCCUCCUCGAUGGCUGUUCAUGCCCAGCACCCGUCCAACGUUCUGCUUCUAAACCGAAGCGAGCAGGAGAGGAAGAGCAUGGAGUUUUCCCAAGCACCUACCGGGUUCCUGGACCAAUCCGCCGUGUUCUUCUCCAAUGGAGCGAGUGGGAAUCCACGAAAGCGGGGAAGGGAAGCGGCGUCCAUUCCAAUGGAGAGCUCGGCGCAGAGGAACUCCAUCGAUCUCCUCUCGCUGCAACGGCCGCCCGCUGCAUCCCUCUCUCCCCCGACGGUGAUAAGCCUCGCCCAGCUCCAAGCUCGUCCUCCUCCUCUUGUCUCCACCGGCCUCCGUCUCGCCUUUGAAGACCAGCACCAGCUCCAGAACAACAGCCAGGCCAAUCCCCUGCUUUCACCCUCGCUCUUCCCUGUUCUCUCCGAUGACCUCUCCCUCCAACUCAACCAACACCAGGAUGAACUCGACCGGUUCCUCCGCGCCCAUGGAGAGCAUCUCCGCCGGACGCUGGCGGAGAAGCGGCAGCGGCACUGCCGGGUUUUGCUGUGCGUGGCAGAGAAGGCGGCAGUGCGGAGGCUGAGGGAGAAGGAGGCGGAGGUGGAGCAGGCGGUGAGGCGCGCGGCCGAGCUCGAGGACUGGCUCGCCCGCCUAAAGGCGGAAUCUUUGGCGUGGCAGGCCAAGGCCCUGGCCGACCAGGCGGCGGCCGUAGCCCUCCACGCCCAGCUCCAGCAGGCCCAGGCCGCCGCUGCCGCGGCGGAAGAGAUGGAGGGCGAGUGCCGCGACUUGCCGGCUGAGGAUGCAGAGUCGGCCCACGUCGACCCGGACCGGGCGCCCCCGGCUACGUGCCGGUCGUGCCGGGUGGCGCUGGCGUCGGUGGUUGUCCUUCCUUGCCGCCACCUCUGCCUCUGCGCCGACUGCAGCGACGCCGCCCCGUCCUGCCCCGUUUGCGGCUGCGCCACCACCGGAAGCCUCCACGUCUUCCUCUCCUAAUAAAUGAGACCACCCCCGCCUCAUUAUCAUCAUAGCCCAUGACCCAUCACUAGCCGUCCAAAAUUACAGACAAAAAAUAAUAGAACAUUAGAAAUUUAGAACAGGCUGGACCUUAGCAGUUAGCAGUGGAGAAGACCGAAGUAAAUCACUGUUAAAAAAAAAAAAAAUCUUUUUUUGUUGGAUUUAGAAAAUUCAUUUUAAUAUGUAAUUUAAUUUAAUUAUUUUUUUAAUUAAGGAGAGGAUCUAUCGUAUUGAUUCUGGUCGUA
Messenger RNA from Elaeis guineensis (African oil palm), 1674 nucleotides. RefSeq names its product probable BOI-related E3 ubiquitin-protein ligase 3. NCBI's taxonomy places the organism in Eukaryota, Viridiplantae, Streptophyta, Magnoliopsida, Arecales, Arecaceae. The record is from RefSeq and is a predicted model, not a curated record. Gene Ontology annotation, molecular function: ubiquitin-protein transferase activity.